UAAGAUUUUUGAGGACGAGAAGAUGGCGGAUGCUUCCAAUGGUUGUGGGGUAAAUGAGCUCGACUUACAGGAAACCCGGAAGAGAUUUGAGGUGUUAGACAAAAAGUAUAGAAAUUUGAAAGGGUUAUCUCAAAGAGCGGUUGUUGAAUUCGAAGCGUUGCAAAAAAAAUGUCAGGAUUACUUUGAAAAGUACAAGGAACAAGAAGGAAAAUAUUUAAAAGUCAAAGGGGAUCUAGAGAAACUGAAAGAAGUUUCUAAUCUUGCCUUGACUGAGUAUGAGAACUUGCAUGGCAAAUAUGAAGUGGAACAGAACUGUAGAAACAAGGCUGAGGAGUUUGCCACAAAUAUGGUUCAGGAAAAUAAAAAACUCAAGCGUCAGAGCCAACUACUCCUCUCUCAAGUUGCUGGAGAGGUGAACCCUCAGGAGGAGCUCUCUUCAAUUUCAAGUGAUGAUCAACCUUUGAGUGACAAUGCAGUUUUCCAAGAAGAAGUAAAAGAACUGCAGCUGAUGGUGGAGACCUUAAGAAAAGAGGUGAGAAGUACCCAAGCAGAACUGACUGCCUCACAAAAUGAGUUAAACAAUGAAAGGCAGUCCCAUGAGGCUACAAAGAGGAGAUUGAUGUCCAAUGAAAAACAGUACAAGCAACUGAACAGAGUUUCUGUAUUGGCCCUUGAGGAAUACAACACAUUGCAACAAAGAUACGCUCUUGAAACACAGUGUCGUGUUGAAGCUGAAAAGUAUGCUGCUGAGGUGUUAAGAGAAAAAGAUGUUUUGGAUCAGCAAAGGAAGUACAUAACUGAAACAACUAGCAAAGAUGAACAACUGAAGAAAGCUCUUGAGGAGAUCAGUACACUAAACAAAAAACUUGCUGAAGAAAGAGCUGAAGCGGAGGAGAAGAUAAAGGAUCUUCUUGAGGACAUGAAGACUUCUAAGGAUGAAGAAUAUAUCAAUGUUACUGAAGAAAAACUUCAGGUGGCCGAGGAGCAUAUCGAGUCCUUGGAACAACAACUGGCAGACACCGAGAAGAAAGUAACCGAGGCAAAUCAGAAAGUGUCUGAACUGGAGAAGAGUUUAGAGGAAGCAAAGAAACAGGCCACUGCCGCUGCCCUUUCCUCAUCACCUCCAGCGGCACCUCCUCCCCCUCCUCCCACACAACUUAUCAAGAAGUUCAUGAACAUUGUCGGAGCAAAAAAGAAGUCUUCCUUAAAACGGAACAAAGCUCCAAAGGAUCCAAUGGCUGUUGCCAUGUCUGAAAUGAUGCAGAGAAUCAAGAGUGGCAACAUACAGCUGAAACCCGUCAGAAUUCCUUCCAGUGGCAGCAGCGAGAGUGAUGACAUGGAUGCUAUGUCAGAUUUAGGAAAUCUACUGAAAACGUUAAAGAGAAAUCCAAGCGUUGAUGUUGGCCCAGGAAUAACUUCUCCUGGCGCUGACAAUGCACCAGUUGAAUGGGUGAAUAUUAAACUACGUAAGCCGAGCGCUAUUGUAGAGACUUCCAAGGGGACAUCGAGCUCAGGAGACACCGGAAAUAACAACAGUGAACUAAAGAAGGUGGUAUUGAGGAAACCACGCAGCCAUUCUGCGGGAGACAUUCUUGACGAAAGACCAAAGGACGAGGCUACGGCAGAGCUGAAAAGGAUUCUACAGAGACAAAAAGCUGCAGCUGAGAAAGAAAAUGCGGAACAAAAUGGUAAACGCGUAUGUGAAACUGGAGCGACUUGAAGGAUUCAGAAUCUGUAGGCUGAAAAUCGCAUUAUAAACAGAGGAGCACACUAUUCACUUGUUCUUGUUUUUAUAGAUGACCUUGUAUUUAAAUGUAGCUGUACAUCAUGGAGAAAAUUUUAAUAGAAUAGAGUAACAUUUCGUCAUUAAUGAAAAGAAAUAGUGGAUAGAAAACACUUCAUAUGUUGUUUUUGUAAUACUUCAUCGUUAAGGCUCGAUUUAAUAUCCGCUUUUUUUUCCCCUUAAAGUACGAUGGAUGACUGUGUGAUAAGCAAAGUACAGAAUAAGACGCAAACGUGUAUCGAUACUCAUGAAAAUAAUUUCAAAUGUUUUGGAAGUAAUCGAAGGCCUUAAUUUAUCGUGCCAAAAAAAAAAAAAACAACAACAACAACAGAAACAAAAGGAGGGAUAUGAAAAAGAAAGAGAAUUCGUAUCAACAGAAGAUUUCUUCAUCAGUGAGCAAGCAAUGCAAGUAAAUAAUGCACUGUGAGAGCGCAGAAUACCAGUAGCGGUAUCACGAUAACAUCGGCCUACUUAUUCUCCACUGUUCUCUCUACGUUUUCUUUGCGAAUGACAAGGAGAAUACUUUAAACGAUCAAGAACAUUUUAAGAUGGUAAUCAUUUCCUUAUUGAUUCAGUUGAGAUAUUGUAAGGAGAAAUGAAAUGAUUGUCGCUCUUACGGGUUCAGGGUUCAACAAUUUUUAAACUUUUUUCCCUUUGUUUGCCGUUUGUGCAGCUUUCUCAAAGAAAGGAAUAUUUUUUAGCAGCCUGUGAGCUAGUUAAUCCUAAUAUUACUUUGUUUAAAUGAAUUAUUUUGGUAUUGAUGUUCCAUUCUGAUAGAAUGAGGCAAUUUACAUAAACGGAGAAAGUCAAGAAAAUAUUAUCAAGUUAUUAAAUUUUUUUUUCACUCGUUUCGUAGAAGUAGACUUCCAGCAAAACUAAAUUUUUCUUUAAAAAGAGGCAAAAGGUUCCUCUCGCUGAGUUUUUGUUAUGUAGUAAUUCUACAUGUUAAUGCUUUUGAGGUCCUCAAGGAACUUACUUUGUGGAGUUUCACGUAACAGGGAACCGUCCUCGAGAAGUGCACCACACAUUAUUUAGUAAAAGGUUUCGGAGAAUACAUAUAUAUUUUUUAUAAAAAGAAAUGAUAUUAUGGAAUCAGAUUUGAAUACACUAGAAUAGAGCUGGUCUUGGUAUUAAAUCGAAUUUUCAAUUUUAAGACAAUUUUUGUGGCUACUGCCGCCUCGUAGGAGGCGAAGCAACAACCUCUAGCAGCAGUAUACUACCUAUUUUCAAUGGUAUAAAAAUUGCGCUAAAUUAGUAGCCACAUGCAGUCGUAAACUGCCUAUUUUUGAUCAGUCUUUUGUUGUGGUACACUAUGCAAGCUCUUAGUGAGAAACUAAUGUCUACUUCUAUGAUUUAUGUCGACACAGCUUUAGGACGUCAUUUGAUUUUAGUGUGCAUUUUGAUCUGGACAAAGUAGAUAGCUGCUGCUUGUCAAAGAAAACAAUCCUUUGUCUCAGGUCAAAGAUUCUAAACUUUCACGGCAGUUUUCGAUGUCCUAUUCUAUGAGUGUUUUCGGGAGAGGAGCACACAAGAAAUAAUUGAUACGUCCAUCUUUAUUUCGCACCUAUGCAACUCACUUUUAGAUAUAUUUAUACAGGAGCUGAGUUUUGUUUUGAAAUAAAUAUUCGUUGUCCUA
This is a messenger RNA of Stylophora pistillata, 3419 nucleotides long. RefSeq names its product shootin-1. NCBI's taxonomy places the organism in Eukaryota, Metazoa, Cnidaria, Anthozoa, Scleractinia, Pocilloporidae. Gene Ontology annotation, cellular component: cell leading edge; cytoplasm; axonal growth cone. The record is from RefSeq and is a predicted model, not a curated record. Gene Ontology annotation, biological process: neuron projection morphogenesis; positive regulation of neuron migration.